Vicia villosa (hairy vetch) is the source of this 1044-nucleotide messenger RNA. RefSeq lists its product as uncharacterized. The record is from RefSeq and is a predicted model, not a curated record. Gene Ontology annotation, molecular function: mRNA binding. The transcript has 3 exons. NCBI's taxonomy places the organism in Eukaryota, Viridiplantae, Streptophyta, Magnoliopsida, Fabales, Fabaceae. Gene Ontology annotation, cellular component: cytoplasm. The coding region runs from base 142 to 573 and encodes 143 amino acids.
CUUUCCACCACUAUAUAAAACCUCACAACACAAGCAUCAAACUCACCAUCUUAGUUUACAAGCCAUUCUUAAACUACUAUAGCAGUAUCAAACUGUUAGUGUGUGACUCUUCUCUUAUUUGUAAUCUUUCUUGAAAGGAAAAUGAGCUGGUCUGGUGGAGAUUGGAUGUGUGGUGCUUGCGAGCACAUAAAUUUCAAGAAGAGGGAAGCAUGCCAAAGUUGUGGGUACCCUAAGUAUGGAGGCCCUGAUCCAACAACCUAUAGAUAUAGCAGGACUGAAACGUUGGCAGGGGACUGGUUUUGCACCGCUAUGAACUGUGGAGCUCACAACUAUGCAAGCCGAUCCAACUGCUAUAGAUGUGGUUCAUUUAAAGAUGAGUAUUCUUCUGGAUAUGGAGGUAAAAUGACUGGUUCUGGAGGAUAUGGAUCUGAUUGCAGUUCUCCGCCCGGAUGGAAAAGUGGAGACUGGAUUUGCCCAAGAACUGGUUGUGGAAUGCAUAAUUAUGCUAGCAGGACAGAAUGCUAUAAAUGCAAAAUGCCAAGGGCUUAUGGUAAUAAAAGUUUUGUCUUCUAACAUUUCAUCAUUUUCUUAAUACUGUCAAGAUGUUCCUUAGAAAAUAAUGACUAUCCUCGGUUCAAUCGUAUUUACUACUAUUGUUUGUUUCAGGUGGUGCUGACUGAAAGUAAACGAAUUUCAGAAGACUUGCAGUAUCACUUACAUCCCUCAACAUCUUUCUACUUCAAACGACAUCCUAUCUAGAUAAUCAUGGAUGAAUGACCUCUGUUAGAAUCAUAGCAAUGUUUUGUCACUAGGAAAGAUAUCCAGCAGUUAUUGUAUCUUGCUAAAUGUACUAACAAGAAGGUUAUGAAAUCCACGUAUAUUUUCCAUAUUCGUUAAUGAGAUGAUUGAGAUUUUGAAUUACGUUAAUGAUUGCCUAACUUUCCCUUGUUAGCUUAGCUUCCCAAAAUUCAAAUGUAAAUGCACAUGAAUACUUGCCUUUGGUUUAGACACAUGCGUGCGAACAAACAAAUACAAAGGCGGUGG